Neodiprion virginianus is the source of this 8163-nucleotide messenger RNA. RefSeq lists its product as uncharacterized. Gene Ontology annotation, molecular function: protein binding. Gene Ontology annotation, biological process: signal transduction; regulation of establishment of bipolar cell polarity; establishment of mitotic spindle orientation. The coding region runs from base 670 to 5247 and encodes 1525 amino acids. Gene Ontology annotation, cellular component: spindle. Lineage: Eukaryota; Metazoa; Arthropoda; Insecta; Hymenoptera; Diprionidae. The transcript is spliced from 12 exons. The record is from RefSeq and is a predicted model, not a curated record.
UGAUAGUUGGCUGCUAGAGUUGGCGCACGCGGAGCGUCAAACAAGUUCGGUCCGGUCAUCGCGAUCCGAAAGUGCCGGCGGCGUUGCGUGUCAGACGCGUUGACACAACGGAAAAAUUGCGCGUUGUACGCGAGCGGAGAAAUUUCCUAUCGCUCGGCUUGCGCUUUCGAGAGCCAAUCGGACGGCACGACAGCAGCGAGCGCAUCGGGAAAGCUGUGGAAUUUGGUAUGUCGCGCGGCUAACGUUUUUUCACGGCUACGUCAUGCCUACGCUUGGAUUCGACCGAACAGCCGGGCUGCUCUGUAACGGCUUUUGCUUUAGGGAGAUAAGGACGCUAUGAUAUGGAUGUCGGAUCCUGUCACGCAUCGAACCUUCGAAUCGGUGGCGCUGCUGCGCUUUGACGUGUGAACGAAGUGACGAACCGAAACAAAAACAAUGCGAGUGCGAACAGGUGCGAAGGUGUUGUGACUUGUGGGUGUUAUUUCAUCGUUCGAGCGAAUAAAUUAUUAGGCUCUUGUACAGCGAACAGAGGGAGUAAUGAGGGAAGGAUAUGAGCUUUACCCGUGGAGGCAGAGAACAUGAAGAGGAAUCACUUGACGCAUGUAAAUUAUUAGCAAACGGACGAGAAUGGCCGAUGAAAUGUCAAAUGUUCGUUUGUAACGGCUUGCGAUGAAAUUUCGCAAGACCGUCUCAACUAGCCCCAAAAUGGAGCUGUUGAGCCGAAGAUUAUCGAGUAAUCCGAUAUCUUCGUUAAAGAGAUCGCGAUCCGUCAGAGCGUCGUUGAAAUUGGUAUCGAAGAUUCGAAGCCACGCGAAUUCCAUGAUUGUUGUUCAGCCUUCGAGUUCAUUACACCCCACAGUCUCGCAGCAAAAUCCUGAGGAAAUGUUUCGUCCGGCAAGUGCAUGUCCUCUGGGAAUUACUUCGAAGGCUGUUAAGGAACCGUUGAAAAGGUUUACCGACCCAAAGACAAAACGUUCGAGGUGCCGAGUGACCGAGGAAAAGCCCCGAAAGGGUUCUGACGAGAAAACUUUUCGCUUCGCAACUAAAAAAGUGAACGAUGAAGCAAAGGAGGAAAAAAUUGAUCUACAUACAUCGCAAAACGAUUCGCCCGAAGAAGAGGGCGAAAGCAGCGACGGGACUUUGACGAACAAUUCGACCUUCACAAUGAAGGUCGAAAAGUUUUCGUUCGCGGACCGAAUCCGUGGCCGACGUAAGAAGAACCUGCCGGAAAUGAAAGGUCUCGAGGUGAAAAGGUCAUCCUCGAACGUUCAGAACUGUGGCGCCGGUACCAAAGAUCAGACAAAGUCGCCGAGAAGCCCGGGGAACUUUUUUAUUCGCCGGGACAAAAUCCAGGGGCAGGCGAAAACGACCGGAGACUCGACAAAUGGCGACGGUCCUGAACUGCGGAUAGUUUUGGGCGAAUUCAACUCCUACGAAAAUCCGAUGUUUAGUUUGGACAGCUCCACAAACUCGGACGCCUGCAGUUGCACCCUGGCGAACAACGGCGAGUCGGAUUCUCCGGUUUCCCGGAAAGAUGUGGGGAGUUUUGGUAGCGGAUUUCGGGACGUUAGCGACGGCAGUUCGAGGGAAAUCCGGCCGAGUGACGCUGGUGAAAUAAUAUCCAGUAUUGAGCUUUCGGCGAAUCUGUUGAAACCCUCCAAGCCAAAGACCAUGGAUAAUAUUACGAACUUUCUCACAAGCAAGAAGAGCGCUACUCUACGUCCUAAUAAACCAAAGUGCAAAAUUAUGUCGAAUGAGUCUAGGGACGAUGAAAUGAGCCCGAAGUCCGUCCAAUCGUUGCAGAGUAAUAACUGGCGCCGAAGGCUGAGCACUUCUUCGUCAGGUUCGAUGUUGGCCUCGCGACAAGGGAUGGAGUUCCUGGAGGGGUUUGGAAAAAAGAAACAUCAACAGCAACAACAAAUUCAUCUCGUGUCCGCGACUCAUCUGAACCCUCUCACGGCACAACCUAGUCUCAACAUACAUUUACAUGCUUUGUUCGCUGCGGUUGAGCAGGGGCAUUUAGACAAAGCAAGAACGAUUCUCGAAUCAACUGACGUCGAUGUAAACAGCGUCAACAGUGACGGAUUAUCCCCGUUGGACGUUGCUGUGCUAAGUAACAACAGACCUCUCGCAAAAAUGCUGGUUGCAUUUGGUGCUCAAGAAGGAAACCAAUUCAAAUCGCCAGAGUCGCUUGGCAGUCAUUUGGCAUCCCUACUUUCCGAGGCUGAGCACAGAGUCCAAGAGCUUGGUGGCAGUUCGACUAGUAUGGGAACUACACUUCUGGAGCCACCAAGUCACAGAGCGAGUUUCUCGACACCGCAGAAUAAUUUGACAGGAUGCGGAGGUAACGCCGAAGAUAAGCAACUUGCGCUGUGGGAGAGGAGAGCCAGAGCAUUGAGAAAAAUGUUGCUAGGAUUUGAUCAAGCCCGUCCGCCAGAUAUGCCGUUUCUGGUGGCAGUUGAUGUUACCGGAACAACUUCCGUAACGGUGAGAUUUCAGGAGCCGGAUUCUCACGAUUCUCCGAUCUGUACUAAAUUCAAGGUACAGUGGAGCGUCAGGGAAGAUUUUUCCAUCAUAUGCGGAGACAGGGAAGUUUUGGACAUGAAGCAACGGGAGUGCAGAGUCGACGAUCUCACGCAAGGGCAAAGAUACUAUUUCAGAGCUGCCGCGGGUAAUCUGAAAGGUUACAGUAGGUUUAGACCGUCCACCCCUGCCCACGUUACCCCAAGUAGCUGGAGAGACAUUGAUGGCCGCUUGCCGCGUUUCGCUGGUCGCCUUCAGCAAUUGGAUACGUUAUUUACGGAUAUCAGGCGACCAGAAUACACGCAGGAAACACCGGCCGUACAGCGAAGAAAUCACAGGAAAAAGACGACUAUUAAACAACUGUUUACAGCUACGAGUAAGUUUCAGAAAAAUUUGAGAAGGGGCGUUUACUUGGCGUGUUUGUUGUAUCAUGAAGAUAAGGUGCUAGUCACGAAUGAGGACUUCUUGCCGGUUAUCGAAAUCGACGAAACCUAUCCCAGCUGUAUUUACAACGAUUUUCACUGGCUCAUGAAAGUCGCUUGUACCUGGGACGAUGUCAAGUCUUUGAGACAAGACAUGGAAAAAAGUCAUAGCAGUUCAACCAUUCAUUUUAGGAUCAAAUUGCUCCAGGCUGCUGCUCAAAUGCAAGCAGCUCUUUGUAUACAAGACUUGGGUCAGUUGUACCAUAAACCAAUAAGAGACGUGCAAGGAACCAUGGUUCUGUCCACUAUAAAUUACGUUAAAUCGCCAAAGCUGGUGUCUGUCUUGAAUAGCCGUUGGCUGCCGCUUAGCAAAGUUACUAAAAAACUGAUCACCCACGAAGAUAGCAGUGUUGCUGAUAUUCUUAUGGCCAGCAUCCAGGAUCAGAUGACCUAUCAUCAGGUCAGCAGCAUCAAGCUAUCCAAAGGCUUGUACCUAGGAUAUCUAAAAAUGCAGAGCAGCGUUGACUUGAUUCAGGUCGUUGUACCAUCCAAGACUCCAAAUGUAUUACCUCACUGCAAGAUACGUGACAACCCUCAUGUCUCUGCGGAAGAAUGGGACUACUUGAAACAAAUGACCAGGAUUCAGCCCAGUGAGCAAUCCGCCAUUGAAGAUACUGAAGAAAAGGAGAACGCAGCGAACGAAACCCAAGGGACUGAACAACAAAAACUAUUCGUGGAUUUGGUUUCUGCGACGGCGAGACGACUGUUUGGAUAUAUGGAAAUAAAUGUUGAAGAAUCUCUGAAUCAUCGAUUGUACGAUGCUGAAGUGAUAGACUUAACAUCGGACGUGUCGUUCCUGAUAACAGUUCCGCCGGCGGAAACUGCAUGCUCUGUACCUGGGACAAGAGAAAUUCUUUUGAAGAGAGGAGAUCUGCUAUCUUUACCUAUCCAAGUAUUUGAAAUGGUGCACCUAAUUACCUAUCAAAAAGAUGUGAUAAACAGAUACUCAAGAUUGAGCUGCAUCCUAGAACUUGACACUGCUUUGGCGCAGCAUAAUCAUAGGGAAGCUUUCAGCUCUUCCGAGUUGAGUGUGGCUAAGGACAAAUUAAUCAAAUUACAGGAUCUACAAUCGCAAGUUAAUAUUGUAUGGAAAGGAGCCAGAUGGCUCAUUGAUGUUAUUUCGUUUGCAAGAGACAGAGGUUCGUCACAACAAAACAUUGCUGGUCAAAUUUCUGGGAUCUCGAUGAGACAUCUGCUGAACCUAGAUCGCAAUAAAAAUAGUAACAGCCUGAAGCGAAGUCUUCUGCAGCUUCCUCCGCGAGAUCCUAAGCUAGUGAAAUCCAGUCCCGGUCGUGGGAGCUGGCCUGGCCCGAACAUAACGAACUCAACGUCAAAUCUGCUGACCACAGAAUUUAGUAAAAGUGAACAGCAGCUGCCGAGCGGUCAAUACAUCCGUAAGGGCAGUAACUGUUCGACAAUGUCAGCUGGUAGUGAAAUGGUAAAGACCUCUGCAAUCAGCUCAACAAAAAACAAUUUGAUCCCAGUACAGAACUCGAGAUUACCUCCUUCAAAGUCCGAAGACACGCUACUUCUGACCCACUACAAACACAGCCCAAGAAACAGAUCGGCUACAAUAACCUCUGCAUCUGCCAGUACAAGUCCACUGUUGAGUAUAAAGCCAAUUAUUUAUGGAGGAUCCUUGCUUAGUGUCUCAACAGCGAUGACCAACACGACGAGCAUGUUGAGUGUCAGCAAUACUAAUUCAGAUAGUCUGCACUCGUUGAGCAGCGAUGAGUUUUCCACUCCCAUCUCAAGUGUCAGCCUUAAACCGAGUCAUGCAAAGUCGAAAAUGUCAAAACCAACGGCGAGUGUUGCUGCAAUUGCUAGUUCUGUAAUGGAAAGUCAGCUGAAUGAAGAAAAAGAUGAAGCCAUAAUGAUGCCAGCACCUCUUCCUGGAAUUUUACAGGUAUAUGCAGCGUACGAAACAGGCUUAGCUUCGGGAACGAGUUUAAAACUUCAUGUUACACCCCGAACGACAGCUCGAGAGGUCGUCGAUUUGGUUGUGACGCAAUUGAAUGUUGCUGUAGUCUUGAAGGAUCAAGCAGGUCCGAUUUACACUGCAGAUGAGUUACCAAAUUUUUGUUUAGUCGCUGUAAUUGGUGCAAGAGAACGUUGCUUGCGGGAUGACUUCAAGCCAUUACAACUACAAAAUCCUUGGAAGAAAGGGCGAUUGUACGUCAGACAAAAACAAGACGUACUCGCUGCGCUUGAGCACAGUAGUAAACAUACUGCGUAUUUAUAGCACAAGGAGGUUGACGAGGAAAAAACGCAAAGUCCAACUUAACAUAGGUAUGCGUUUAAGGUCAACCGAAUAGUAAAAUUUCCCCGAUAAUUUUCAGGAAAAAAGUUAGCAAAAGUCUUACAUAAAUUUAACUAUUUCCAUCACUACUUGUAAUUAUUUUUAAAGUUGUGUAACUAGACGAACUGCAACUAUCUUUAACUUGAUUAUACUGUCAUUGAAAGUAUACUUAAACUUCCGUAUGAGAUUAUUCUGAAUUUCCAAUAUUAAUACAGUGGCUGAAUCAUCUCGUCUCAAUUAAUAUUCAACUUCAGAAUAUAUCAAAACGUGCUGCUUUGAUCAUUGUGAGAAAUGAAGACCCAAUUUCAUAUUAUUGCCUGUAAUUGUCAUAGUGUCAGGCAAUAUUUGCAGAGUUUGUAUCGGAAGUUGACAUUCCAAAUUUGAACGGAUGUUUUUGGAUGGAAACAGAUUUUAGCAAAAAGUAUUUUUGAAAUUAGUAGGUAGUUUGUACAAAUUACUCAUAUUUGAAACAAUUAUAUUUUAGGUACUGAUCUCAGUGUACUAAUAGCGACUAAGAAUAAACAGUAAAUAUAAAAGAUGGAUUUACUUAUAAUUAUUGCUUCUAUAUAAGUUGUCAUUGGUCAGGAUAACGUGAACAUGUAUGUGUAAAAAGAAACCACAAUUGGUUUCAUGAGUUGCGAAGUAUAGUUCAAAAACUGUUAUUUAGUGAAAUGUAAAAUAGCCUUCCGAAUGAUUCUCUUCAAUAAUAGCAUAAUGUAAGAAGAAAUCUGAAAUUACAGUUCUGUUAUCUUAAUGAAUAUGAAUGUAUAAUAUCUACAUUGAUCUAUUAAUCUGUUGCAUAUAACGGAAUAAUAUUAAUUUAAAAAAGGAGUAUAGGUAGAUAAGCACUAGUUAGGAUAGCUCUGAUUAUUGUCCUAGAAUUAUCAAAAAAUGAUACGCAAUCUAUUACAAUUAACGUUUAUGUGUAUACAUGCCACAUGUAUCAUAUAGUGCUCAGAUUCAGACAUUUAUUGACCGUCAAGAUAAAAAUCGAUAUUAUAAUAAUCCUCAAUGCUCAUCGGAACGGGUGUAGAUAUACGUCGUGCAGAUUAAAUACUUGUAUGUAUAUUAUAUAUAUAAAAACAAUCGGACAGUUUUUUUUUCAUGUGACCGAAUUGUGGUAAAAAAAAAUGAACAAACGAUUCGGUGGCGGCUUGGGCUAAACAUCGUUUAUUCUCAUCUGGAUGGCCCAUAUAUUAGUAUAUAUCAUAUAUAAGAGGCAUUCUCGAUCAACCGAGCCACUUUUUUUUUAGUCCUCCCGGAUUUGUUCCAUAAUUGGUUAUAAAGUAGUACUACUUAAAGGCACUCUGUGAAUUUUUUCUGAUUUAAUUUCUUCAUUUUUGUGUUAUAUGGCACAUGUUAUACAUAUGUUAUAUUUUUGAUGUCAUCUAUAAUCAUGCCAGAAUAUAACAUGUGCUGUAAAAUAGUACAUGGAAAACAGAAACUUAGAUGUACCUUAACGCACCUUUCUUUGUAAAAUAUUUGUUCUACACAGCAAGAAUGUCGAGUUCCACGAUGCAAAUUUUUUUGUAAGUUCCCAAUACACUGCCAAAUACCCUGUAAAAUUUACAGCAAAAUCAAAGGUUUCACAUUUAAAAAAAAAAUACACAUAUUUUUUUUCACUGAAAAUAGCCUUUUUGAUGCCAUCAAAAAUAUGACAUAUGUUGCAUUAAAUAGUUCAUGGAAAAACAUAAUUUCAUGUUAAAUUUUUUUGUGCCUGAUUUCAAUCUUCCAUAAUGUACAGGUUUGAAAAACAAAACCAUUUCCGAAACGUGGAAAGUAAAAAAGCUAAAAGAAUUCACAGAGAGUACCUUUGAAUAGUACUGCUAUAUAACCAAUUAUGGAACAGAUCUGAGAGGAUGAACAAAAAGUGGCUGAGUUGGUGGAGCACGCCUUACAAAUAGGUUAAUAUGAAUAUGUCAUAAAUAAAUAAAUAAUGCCGUGAACAUGACAAGGGCUUAUAGACUGCUUUAGUAUAGGCCAAAAAUGUAUAAUUUGUAGAUGAAAAAAUCGUUGUGUGUUGUUUUUUAGUUUUACGUUGAAUAUAAAUCUUUAGUUAUAUUUAGAAUUCUUUGAUUUUCCAUUUUAAUCUUUCCGCUACAUAAAAUAAUAGAAAACUUUGUUGCAUUUCGUUCUUUGCGCUGAAAAAUUUAAGGUAUGUUCCAGAAAAGUGGAAGAACAUAUUAUUCCACAGAAAAACUCAAAAUUUAAGAAUCACUCUUAAUUAUGUUAAAUGUGGUGUUAUAUUAGUACCUAUUUAGAAUAAUAGAAGCGAUUUUAAAGUUGUCGAUUCAAAAAUUUGGUAUAUAUAUAUGUAUAUAUAUAUAUGUGUAUAUAUAUCCAUAAAUUAGUUGGGAACAUUACGAAUUACUCUAUGACACCAAGUAUAUUUAAAACACACACUAAUUACGGUAACAAGAGGUGUAUGCUAAUCGUAAGUAACAUUAAAAAAUCUUAAUCGAGAUAAUAAUAUAGUUGAUUUUAUAUUAUUCCAAUAUUAAAAAUUUCAUUGAAAAUAUAUUUGUUGCAAACUCGAAUGUUAGGAAAAGCAUGAAUUCAAAGCACCUUUCAUAAUUAAAUAUACAAUUUUAGGUCAGUAGAAAUCUUUGUGUUCGCCACGAUUAGACAUAAGAAGUAUACACGGUUUUACGAAAUGUUGAAUACUUCACAUGUAUUCGUACAAGAACUGCCACCGAUUUGAUUUGCUUGAAGGGUAUGAAUACAGAUCGGGGCAUCAUAUUGUGUUUAUCAAACCAUCUGAAGCAAAGGUAUCAAACUAAAAAAAAAACGAACACUAAAAAUAGUGGUGCACAUAUUUUUCUAUCUAACAACAAAAGAUUGUUGUUAAAAUGUAUGAUA